ACGUACUACUCUGGCAAAAACGACAUCUAGAAAUCGUGACAAAAGUACCAACGCAACAUCUGGAAAUCGCGACAUUCGUCCAGCGUGACAUUUGGAUCGUUACACUGUACGUAAAAUGUGACACUCAUGCAAGUGCGACGUCUGAAAAAAACGACAUCUAGACAAGUCGACAAUGUUGCAAACGUGACAUUUGAAAAACUCACCAAUCUGAAAAUGGGACAUUUGACAAACACGACAGUCAAGCCAACGAUAAAUGUGGUAAAGUCGACAAAUAUGUUAUGUGACGUUUAGAAAUAUGGACAUCUUUGCACAAGGACAAUUGUACAUUGUGACAAUUGUAAAAUUUGACUUUUGGAAAUGUUACCACUCACUUACAAGCGACAUAUGGAUAACGUGACAGUUGAACAUAGUGACACUUGUGAAAAGGUACAUUCGGAAAAAUAAUUAUUUCUACUUACCAGCAAUGAAUUUAUAAGAAAUCCGUAGAUAAAGUAGAUUUCUUAUGGUAAUGAAACAUGGAAAGAGAGAGGACAUACAUUUUAAAUAAAACUCUAACUAAUGCAGCCAAAAAAUUAUUUUAAUAUGUUUAAUAAAUUUUAGGAUAAAACAAUCCAAUUGAAAAUAUUAAAUUAAAUUUAUUUAUCAUUAUCACUAACUCAAAUUGAUAUUAUUCUACGUACAUAAUAAAAUGCUAUACAAAUAAUGUUAAUUAAAAAUAAUCUCGUAAUAUAAAUUUUUUUGUACCUAAUUGAAUUUAUGAAAUCAAACUUACUUACCAUGCUCUUAUACCAGCUAUAUUCUGAGUACACUAUCUAAUUCUAUAAAAAUAAGAAUAAUUAGGAUAUCUUAUCACUAAUAGCUAGGACUCUUGGUGAUUUUCGAAACGGAUAUUCUUCCGAUGAUGACACCAACAUGAAUUCAGAAAAUGAAGUGAUUGCAGAUGUUGAUACUGGUAAUUCCGAUGAUGAGACUAAUGGAGAUGUAGAUAAUGAAGCUGCAGCUGUUACUUCUAGCAAUCCCGAUGAUGUUACUUACAUGGAUUCAAAUAAUGAUAUUGAUAAUGAUUCGGAAGAAUCCGAGGCUGACACUAUCAUUCUCGAUUUUGAUGACUAUUCUCAUGGCAAUGUUCCUAAUCCCGACCUAAAUGGUGCUGAUGUUGCCUGCAGUUUACGGCGCGACGCGGUUACACCUGCGGACUUGAACAACGCUAUCAGAAGUGAAGAAUGUAUGACUUACAUGGCCGCUGUUCCGAACGUCUACUACAAGCCCUGUGGGCACUAUACUUUUUGCGAAGCCUGUCAUAAGAAGAUGUUGAAUGAUGUGCUAACCGAGGGUGGUGAUUUCAUAUGUCAAAUGUGUCAUCAGUAUGUAAACGAAGUUUUUAUUAUUUAAAAAAACUUUUAAAAACGGUGUCAAAGAUGGUCUUCAGCAAGGUUUUAUAAAAAAAAGAAAUUUCGUUUUGAGGGUACUCUCAGACACUGCCCCUUCCCUAUUUCGAAAAAAUAUUCAAUGACUUUUCACUUUCAUAAGCGUAUCAAAAUUUUAUUAACA
Messenger RNA from Microplitis mediator, 1551 nucleotides. RefSeq lists its product as uncharacterized. The coding region runs from base 913 to 1392 and encodes 159 amino acids. The transcript is spliced from 2 exons. The record is from RefSeq and is a predicted model, not a curated record. NCBI's taxonomy places the organism in Eukaryota, Metazoa, Arthropoda, Insecta, Hymenoptera, Braconidae.